AAGCAAUCAAUCUGUCAGUACGUACCUCACAUUCUCUUAAGUCCGCCGCCGUCAACGCGGGCGGACUUUUAGGUCGCUCCAGUGCCUCAAACUUCCAGAGGAUCCACACCAUCACCAUCAACAGAACAUCAACAUCCAUCAUCUGCGGAUCCAUCUCGACCCCUGCUAGCCUCGACUCCCUGGACGAUCCCUGUAACAUGGAGCACUCUAGCACUUCUCUCGCCUUCUCGGACAUAAUGACCACGCCGACCGUUAACUACACGCCCUCCAUUCCCAGUAACUCACUCAUCCUCACGGGCACUCACUCACUCGUAACUCAUACCGCAGCGCGCGGGCGGGAACUUCCUUUGCACUCUGAUACCUGAUGUACCUAUUCAUACUGGUUGGUUAUUCUGCAGUCUACACCCUACGAAAACCUUCCGACCGCCGUGGACCGGGAUCGCUCGUUCUCACAUAAUACAUAACUCAAAUCCAUAAUAAUUCAAGGCCCUCUCUUCUCUCUUUAGACUCUACGCAUAAUUCACUUAUUACUGUCCUGUCGCCAAGUCACCUCCAGUCACACAAGAUCCAACCUUACUUGACUUGACCUGCCUUGGCCUCGCCUACAACUAUUAUUAAGCUGCUCGAACCUUUCUUUUCUUUCUUCCCCUCUUCCACUUCAGCUUUCAAAUCUAUUAUAUACAGACAUCACCACCCACUCCUGUCCCAGGUGCUUGGUACUCUACUACUACUACUACCAACACUGGCUUACACAUACUGGCUUACACCACUCAACAUCCACCCAAUCCAAACACAACCCACAAUCUGGAUUGUAUAUCACCUCAAUCAACUUUGCUUGGCAUAUCAUAGUCAUAUCAGCUAUAACUACAGCAGCAAUGGGAUCAGGUAGCUUACCAUCUCCUCCCGCCGAGGAUCAUAAGUCGACCCUCUCUCGAAAGAGCACGUCGUCAAGUUCCAAGUCUGUCAAGCCUGUGCACCGCACUUCCAAGCGAGCCAGCUCAAGUGCUGCUACAAUUCACCACCACGACCAUGUCACACAUACAACUGGUAUGGACGGCCGACAUAAGCGUGUGUGGAAGGCUUGUGAAAGAUGCCGAAUGAAGAAGACCAAGGCACGUUUUUAGUACUACAGCUCUUUAACCCCACCUCUCACUAACACGAACUCAAGUGCGACGGUGAAUUCCCAUGCAAGCGAUGUAAAGACGACGGUCUAGUCUGCACAGCUGGUGUACGAAAGAAGAUGGAAUACAAGCAAUUGCCUAGAGGUUACGCCGAGGUUCUCGAGAACACACAAUUCGCCCUCAUUGCUACAGUCCACAAGCUCUACUCAAUGGUCCGAAACAACCAGUCUUGGGAUUUGGGAGAGCCCGAACUCAACGACCGCGGCCAGCCCGUGAUCCACAACAUCGCCCAGAAGCUCGGCUGCAUCCGCCCUAACAGCGAUAUCGACCUCCCUGUUCACUCAGUGUUCCCUGAAGACGAAGCUGGUAUGGCUGAGCUGGCUCGACAGCUCGAGGAUCAACAGAAGGAGCACGAGCCUGCAAAGGAAACCAUCAAGGACACCGAUUCAUCCGUGUGCAACCGAACCGAGCGAGCGUCAUCAUCGGAGCUCGAUCACUCCGACUUUGAGCACGACUAUCGAAGGGCCGCCUUUGGUAACACCAAUGCCAUGACCCUCUCACCGCAGAGCUUCACAGGCAGCGCCGACUUUGACUUCGCCCCUCCACCACCCGAGAUAGAUGCUUCCAGCCUGUUCGCCUCGCAAUCGCCCGCCAUGAGCAACUUUCCCGCCUGGACAAUGACCAAGCCCCAGCCUAGCGACCUUACCAUGCAAUUCCUACAACAGCAGCAACAUAAUGGCAUGAUGGCAAAUAUGGACUUGUUGAAUCAGGGCCUCGUCGAAUCAGAAUUUGGAACAAUCAAGCCUCAUGUUCUGUCAUGUCCCAACCCCGAAGUUAUGCUGGGCAUGGGCGAUCCCAUGAUAUAUUCUGGCUACGAUGGUGAACCGAUGCGACUAUAAACACUUGACUGUACAAUACUAUAGACUUGUUUACGGCCAUCUUUGUUACGUCAAAAUUUGUCACGCGGCACGGUGUUUAUCGGGAUUCAAUUUUUCUGGGCUUUCAUUUCUUGUUUGGGUUUAUACCCUUGGGGGUUUGGUGUUAAAAGGCACGGUUUCACCUCACACGUGUGAGGUUCGGUGCGGCGUUGUAUGUUUUCCGACUGCCGACGGGAUAUGGGAAUACUUGUACAAAGCUCCCCAGCUCGACGCCACGACAGGACAGGAUAGGGCAGGGCAACGUGGUGAUUUGGAGAUUGCAUGAUACAAAGAAGAUGGAUGUGGAAUGACAACCACGAGCACAAUCAUGGCACAAGCCUUUGCCAGAAGCACAGAGAGCUAAAGUUGAGACAAAAACAACGCCAUUGGAGGGAGAACAGGAUAGGAUAGGAAUAGGGCUUUGAGAAGGAUGCAUAUUUUGGAUAGACUUGUACAUAUCAUAUGGAUACAUACCUAAUCCGACUCCCUAAAUUAUCAGAUCAGAUUGCCCCAUCGCUACUGAAUUGCACAUGUCCAUUGCUGUCUCAUCACAUAUCUCAUUGUCACUGUGGGGAUGCAGUCACAUCAAUCCUACCAUGCCCUUUCAGUCGCCC
Molecule: messenger RNA, 2652 nt
Organism: Fusarium odoratissimum NRRL 54006
Lineage: Eukaryota; Fungi; Ascomycota; Sordariomycetes; Hypocreales; Nectriaceae
Exons: 2
Coding region: 1241-2020 (259 amino acids)
Biological process (GO): regulation of DNA-templated transcription
Molecular function (GO): zinc ion binding; DNA-binding transcription factor activity, RNA polymerase II-specific
Source: RefSeq, a predicted model, not a curated record